Molecule: messenger RNA, 2960 nt
Organism: Corylus avellana
Lineage: Eukaryota; Viridiplantae; Streptophyta; Magnoliopsida; Fagales; Betulaceae
Product: heat shock 70 kDa protein 16
Biological process (GO): protein folding
Cellular component (GO): nucleus; cytosol
Molecular function (GO): ATP-dependent protein folding chaperone; ATP binding
Source: RefSeq, a predicted model, not a curated record
CGUUCCUUUUUACUUGUCAGGCACUCUUGGUUUCUUUCAGGUUUCCUCAGCAACCAAACGGAAACUUUCAGCUUCCUUUUUCUACUGCAUUUGCUUGACUUGGUUUUAUGAAUUUUGUUGGAUUGAUCUCUGAAAAGAUGGAUACUACGUGGUGCUCUUGUUCCCAAUUCCGUCUGGGAUUAUAGUGCUACAAAUUUGUGAGGUUUGAGCUCUGGCCUAGUAGAAAUGAGUGUGGUGGGAUUUGAUUUUGGAAAUGAGAACUGCGUUAUUGCGGUUGCGAAGCAAAGUGGUAUUGAUGUUUUGUUGAAUGAUGAAUCGAAGCGUGAAACACCAGCAGUGGUGUCAUUUGGAAAGAAGCAGCGAUUCAUGGGUUUUGCUGGAGCCGCUAGUGCGACAACGAACCCCAAAUCAACAAUUUCUCAGGUGAAGAGGUUAAUUGGACAGAAAUUUAUGGAACCAGAUGUUCAGAAAGACCUUAAAUCGUUCCCUUUUGAAUGUGUAGAAGGCCCAGAUGGUGGCAUCUUAAUUUGCUUAGAAUACUUGGGUGAGAUACAAACAUUUGCUCCGGUUCAGAUUCUGGGGAUGUUGUUUUCUCAUUUGAAGCGCAUAACUGAGAAGAAUCUUGAAACGGACAUUUCGGAUUGUGUGAUUGGGAUUCCCUCUUACUCUACGGAUUUGCAGAGACGUGCUUAUUUGGACGCUGCAGAGAUUGCUGGACUGAGGCCACUGAGAUUGAUGCAUGACUGUACUGCUACAGCGCUUGGCUAUGGUAUUUACAAGACUGAUUUCCCCAUUGAAGGCCCAACUUAUGUUGUGUUUGUCGACAUUGGGCAUUGUGACACACAGGUUUGUGUUGCAUCAUUUGUGAGUGGACAAAUGAAGAUAAUUUCCCAUGCUUUUGACAGGAACUUGGGAGGGAGAGAUUUUGAUGAGGUUCUAUUCAGUUAUUUUGUGGCGCAGUUCAAGGAGCAGUAUAACAUUGAUGUCUACUCAAAUGCCAGAGCAUCUAUUCGGUUGAGGGCAUCUUGUGAGAAACUAAAGAAGGUGCUGAGUGCAAAUGCUGAGGCGCCACUAAAUAUAGAGUGCCUGAUGGAUGAGAUAGAUGUUGAAGGUUUUAUUAAAAGGGUGGAGUUUGAGAAAUUGUCAACGAACUUGUUGAAUAAAAUCCUGGAAACUUGUGGUAAGGCUUUGUCUGACUCUCGUUUAACUGUGGGGGAGAUUCGCUCAGUAGAGCUUGUUGGCUCAGGGUCUCGGAUACCAAUAAUUGGUAGGAUACUAGCUUCUUAUUUCAAGAGAGAACCAAGCCGGAAAAUGAAUGCAAGUGAGUGUGUUGCUCAUGGUUGUGCUCUUCAGUGUGCAAUGCUUAGCCCAACAUUCUGUGUGAGAGAAUAUGAGGUUGAAGAUGCAUUUCCUUUCUCCAUAGGAUUCUCAUCGGAUAAAGGUCCAGUUUGCAGGCUGUCAAAUUAUGCUCUUUUGCGAAAACACCAACCAUUCCCCAGUGUUAAGAUUCUUAGUUUGCAUAGGACUCGUAUGUUCCAUAUGGAAGCUUACUAUGCUGAUCCAAGUGAAUUGCCCUCUGGUGUAUCAUCUAAAAUCAGUAGUUUUAUGAUUGAACCUUUCCAAGUUUCUCACAUGGAAGCAAGAAAAGUUAAAGUUAGAGUGCAGCUAAACAUGCAUGGGAUUGUUACUCUUGUAUCAGCCUCAAAUCAGCUAUUAGAAAAUCAUAUGGAUGAUCCUCUUACAAGGAGUGAUACUCAUUUGACUUCAGCAAAGAUUGAGGUGGAAUCCAAUCAUGGGUCUUCUAGUGCCAAAGAUAAUAAUCUCAAACGGUUGCAACCUUCAUCCAUGUCUGCUGCUGAUGGAAUGAGAAAAAGCAAGCUUGUCAAUAAGCUGGUUAUUCGUGUUAGUGAGAGUGUCCAUGGUGGAAUGACAAAUGCGGAGCUCUCAGACGCUAAAGAGAAAGAAUAUCAGCUGGUGCAACAAGACCAAAAGAUUGAGGAUACAAAAGAUAAGAAAAAUGCAUUGGAGUCCUAUGUCUAUGAGAUGCGUGAUAAGAUGUUAAAUAAAUACAGGGGCUUUUCCACCGAGUCACAGCUGGAAGGGAUCUCCAAUAAUCUUCAACAGACAGAAGAGUGGCUUUAUGAGGAAGGAGCUGAUGAAUCUCUAGAUGUUUAUACUGAAAAACUGGAGUAUCUUAAACAGCUGGUUGAUCCCAUUGAAAACCGAUUUAAAGAAGAAAAGGUGCGAAAUGAAGCUAGUAAGGGUCUGUCAGAUUGUGUCACAAAUUAUCGGAUGGUUAUAGGGUCACUUCCAGCCAGUGAGAGAGCUGCGGUCAUUGAUGUAUGCAAUAAAGCAGAGCAAUGGUUGCAUUCUUUGCCUAAAGAUACUGAUCCGGUACUAUGGUCAAAUGAAAUCAAGAGAAAGACACAGGCUCUUGACAAGACAUGCAAAUGUAUAAUGAGAUCCUAUGCUUCUCUCCCAAGCCUAGAGGAUGCGAAUGACUCAGACCAGAGAGACAAACCUGAUGGCUUUAGAAUGCAAAUAGAUUGAUGUGGGUUGACGUAACUUUGAGUUAACUAAGAAUAUAAGACACACAGCACAAAACUUGAUCGCAUGAAGUAGAUUCACGCUGAUUCAUCUGGAAUCUGUUUGCUGUUUGACCAAUGCAAAAUCUUUACUCUUCUAGCAGAAAGCAGAGAUCGUCUUUAUACGGUGAGAUCCAGUUUUGUUUCUUCGCUUAAUCAGAACAGUGGCAUUAUGGAUAAUGACUCUUUGCUUAUUGUUUUUAUAUUUUUGGUUUUGAUUUUACUUAUUCAAUGUGUAUGAUCGGAAAGAAAAUUAUACUCUUAUGACAAUGCAUGUAGCCUAUUGGAUAAACUGUAAACCUCAUAUAUACACGACAUUUUAGUUGGAUGCAAAUGGAUGCAUCCAACUAAAAUGGAUGGUCAUGAUUCAUGAUU